Molecule: messenger RNA, 797 nt
Organism: Daphnia pulicaria
Lineage: Eukaryota; Metazoa; Arthropoda; Branchiopoda; Diplostraca; Daphniidae
Product: 5'-3' exoribonuclease 2-like
Exons: 3
Coding region: 77-715 (212 amino acids)
Source: RefSeq, a predicted model, not a curated record
CGAACGGUGCUGACGAUUUCAAAGCACAGUUGACCAUCGUUCUCGGUGUCAGUUAUUAGUAAACUACUCUUUCAGCAUGGUUAAGGUUGAUAUGAUUUCGUUUAAAUGUUUUGUGCUGCUCGGCUUAGCGCUAGUCCAUGGCACUGAUGCGACCAAAGGAAAAGGACGAGGCGGAGGCUACGGCGGAGGUAUGAGUCACGGUGGCGGGGGAUACGGCGCUGCUCCUCAGCAAAUCAUUUACGUUCCCGCACCACAGCCGGUGAUGGUCUAUUCACGACCACCUGUCCAUCGCCCACCAGCGCCUAGACCAGUUCCUGCUCCCGCUCCUUCUUACGGUGGAGGAGGUGGAAACUACGGCGGAAGUCACGGGCCAUCAGCUGGAGGCCAUGGUUACGAAGGAUCUUCAGGAGGUGCGCCAGUCCACAUUCAUGUUCAUUCAGCACCUGCUCAAUCGCAUCCGCAGCCGAUUCCAACAUCUCCGUAUGGAGGGGGACAUAGCCAAGCUGGGGGCUAUGGAGGAUCGAGCGGGGGUCAUCAUGCUCCUGCUCCGAUGGCGCAAUCUUAUCAUCAGCCAGCUCCAGCUGCCCAAUCCUAUCAACAGCCGAUCCCAGCAAUGUCUUCUUUCGGAGGAUAUGCUCCUCCUAUGGCGCAAUCUCACCAGCCAGCCCCAAUGGCCUCUUAUGGCGCCCCUCCUCAGUCUGCUGGAGGUUAUUAGAACUCUCAAUUUAUCCUAGAAAUCUUCAAUGAAUAUUGACAAAAUGUAUUCUUUUGGGAAAUAUACUACUUACGAUUGCAGA